Podarcis lilfordi (Lilford's wall lizard) is the source of this 8087-nucleotide messenger RNA. Lineage: Eukaryota; Metazoa; Chordata; Lepidosauria; Squamata; Lacertidae. The record is from the annotation of a GenBank genome assembly.
GGCUGUUGCGCUCCUCCUGCAGACUCAACUUCCGCCUCUCUGGCCGCUUUCUCUCUCUGGCAGCUUCAGUGCGCGUGCGGCCCCCGUCGAGAUGAGAGGCCUCGGCGGCUUCCUUCCGCCUACGUAGCUUCCCUUCGCCGCGCCGCUCUGUCUUCCGGACAGCUUCUUCCGCGCGUGUCUAUGGUUCAGUUAAAGGGGCCGCUUCUGGCUUUCCGAGCUGCGGGGUCCCGAGAUGCUGCUUACGGUGAAGGCGCUCCAGGGCCGGGAAUGCAGCCUCCAGGUAUCCCUCGUCCUGCUGCUCCCGGGCGGUGGGAUGCUGAGUCAGGGGCCGAGGCCCGAGCUGGGUGUGGGCCGCUGCCUGGGUGUAGCCCUCGCCCGCCCCAAGCCCAGGGGCGACGCGGAGAGGAGCCACCGGGAGGACCUGGCCUGGAGGAAGGAGGCCGAGGGCGGCAGGAGCGGGUGGGGGGUCGGAGGGCAGCGAGGGUCCCUUCCAGGAUGAAGAGAGCACAGCACAGGCUAAAAUAACCUCUCAAAGGCCCUGCUGAUGGCAUUUUACCAUUGUACACUGUGGAGAGUGUAUUAACUUAUGGUCUCUGUGUGUGGUUUGGGAGCUGCACGGUCAGGGGGGAAACGAUGCUGUCCAGGGUUGUAAAGACUGCGGAGAGAAUAAUUGGGUGCACUCUUCCCACCCUGGAUCAAAUCUACGCUUCCAGGUGCCAUAAGAAAGCUGCAAGAUAGCGCAGCUCUCUUUCAGCUUCUGCCUUCUGGAAGAAGGUACAGGGUUUUAAAGACUAGGACUAGCCGCCUGAGAAACAGUUUCUAUCCAAAUGCGAUUUUGGUUUUAAACACAGUGUAAGGCAGUCUCUAAAGGAGUGUAUUGUAUUUAAUUAUGCCAACCUAGCGGUUCGGAAGCAUGUCAAAGUGCAAGUAGAUAAAUAGGUAUCACUCUGGGGGGCGGGGAAGGUAAACGGCGUUUCCGUGUGCUGCUCUGGUUCGCCAGAACCCUUAGUCCUGCUGGCCACAUGACCCGGAAGCUGUACGCCGGCUCCCUCAGCCAAUAAAGCGAGAUGAGCGCCACAACCCCAGAGUCGGCCACGACUGGACCUAAUGGUCAGGGGUCCCUUUACCUUUACAUUUAAGGCAGUCUGUGCAGGAGUGUAUUGUAUUUUAUUAUGGGGUAUGGAGUUUUUAGGGGACUAACAAGGCUGGGAUAGCAGGCUUGUUGGGUUUUGAAUGUUUGAUGUAGAUUUUUUUCAAUUUUGUUGUUCUGUAUGGGACAAUGACAAAGAUUAUCGUAUCGUAUAGAUGGCUGUGAAGGGAUCUCAUGCACUCUGGGGGCUCCCGGGCAGAUCUGACACCUCCCAGCCCUCAGCUGUUUCUCCUGCCGCCUUUUCCUUUCUCUGUUUACGAAGUCGAAUUCAGCUCUGCCGCUGGAAUAUUUAUUUUCAUAGAAUGGUAGAGUUGGAAGGGACCCUGAGGGUCGUCUCGCUCUUCUCAGUCUCCUCUUCUCCAGGCUAAACAUACCCAGCUCCUUCAACCGUUCCUCAUAAGGCUUGGUUUCCAGACCCUGGAUCCUCUUGGUCUCCCCCCUCUGCGCAUGUUCCAUCUUGUCAAAUAUCCUUCUUAAUUUAUGGUGCACAGAACUGGACACAGAGGUACUCCAGGUGUGGUCUGACCAAGGCAAAAUAGAGUGGUGGUAUUGCUUCAUUUCAUAAAAUGUAUACACAGCUUGGUUGUAAUAGACAAACAAACCAAAAACCUCAAAAAUACGAAAUGGCAGAAUCAAGUUAAAAUGCUAAAACGGAUUAAAAGUGGCAUCAACUUCUAAGUAUCUGGGUGGGGUAGGCUUGUCUAAACAGCCUGUACCUAUUUGAGAUCAAGCAGGAGCCCUCACUAUAACAAAAGGAGUACAGUGAGGGCUCCUGCUUGAGCUCAGUAGGCAGGGAGUUCCAAAGUGCAGGCGUGGGCAUGCUAAACAGCCAAGUUCUUACAAAUGUGGAAUGGGUACGGCACCUGUAGUAGUGCCAAUUCCAUCCAUUGGAUGAGUUGAUUAGGGUAACGCGAUCUUAUAGGUAAACUGGUCCUAAGUUCUUAAGGGCUUUAUAGUGUCUGCUAUCACUAGGGCUCACGCCCAGGAUCUGGAUAGAGGAAGGUAAGUGUUUCUAACCAUGCAUUCUGUGCCUUCCCUUUGCAGGAAAGUAACCACAUGCCUUCGGGUCAGAGUUAAGGGCUCUUAAUACAAGGUUGGGGUACCUGUGGGAGUUGGGAGACCAGCAACAUUUGGAGGGUCAGAGGUUCCCCAUCCCUGAUUUAGCACGUUUAUACCCCACAUUUCUUCCAUAACGCUCAAAGCAGACCAGACCUAAACCACCUCAGCUUCAGCAAGUGGUUGCAUCAUGUGGGAGGGUUGUUGUACUCGUGUUCUGUUUGCAAACUUCCCACAGGCAUCUGGUUAGUCACUUUGGAAACGGAAUGCCGGACUAGAUGGUUCUUUAUCCAAUCCGGCAAGGUUCCUCUUGUGCUUUUAUAUCCCCUCAGAUUGUACCUUGAAAAAAGAUUACUUCCUUCCAAGGUUGGAACAUCCAGUAAUGUUAGAAGUACAUAAAAAAUGUAUUUCAUUUUUCAUAAAUCUCAAGUAACAGUAAAAAAUCUCAAGUAACAGUAAAAAAUCAACAACUAAGACAGUUUCUCAUAUAAGAGCAAAACAAUCUCCACUUAAAAGAACUGUUGAAAAAUCAGAAGGUCUUCAGCAACACCCUAAAGACAAUAGAGAUGGUGUCUGUCUGAUAUGCAGUGGGAGGGAGUUCCAAAGGAUAGAUGCUGCCACACUAAGAACUCAAUUCCUACAUGGUAUGGAACAGAGAUAAGUGUUGAGAUAAGUGUUCGCAAGAGGCCCUCUCCUACCGAGUGCAGUAGUUCGUUGGUUAUAUAAAGGGUGAGACCGUCUUUUAGGACCAAGCUGUAUAGAAGGCUUUGAGCACGAGGACCAACACCUUGAACUUAAUGUGCAUAGCUCUUCCUAAGCAUUGCACACAUGUGAACAUGGUUGUUCUUAUAACAAUUGCUUAAGGCAUCCCUGUAUUUAUAAAGAUAUCAAUAAACGAUAAUAGUAUUAUUGUCAUGUUACAGCUGGGGGAACAGACUUUCAGUGGUUUCAAGGGAAAACAGAGAUUUUAACUAUGAAUUUCCAGUUCAUACCUUAUACAGUCAAACUUUGGCUCCUGAACGCUUCCAUUUUGGAACGUUACGGCUUCCAAACACCAAAAACCCAGAAGUAAAUGCUCCGGUUUUCAAACGUUUUUCAGAAGCCGAAUGUCUGACAUGGCUUCCGCUUGAGUGCAGGAAGCCACUGCAACCAGUCAGAAGCCGUACCUCAGUUGUCAAACAUUUCGGAAGCCCAAUGGACUUCUGGAACAGAUUACUUUCACCAAUGAGGUUUGACUGUACUUUCUACCUUCAAGUGAUAUCAGCAUUUUCAUGCCUGGGAGAAAAAGGGGCCAACACUAACUUAAGUUGAAAAACACUAUAUGCCUACUUAGUAAUAUUAUUUAACAACUACCUGGAAAGCAGAAAAUAUUCAUGCUGUGAAAAGCUGCACUUACUGAUCUUCUACCUUUCACAGGAGCUUUGCCAGAAGGAGGAAGAUAAAAUUCCAGCCAUUAAUUUAGCAUAGAACAAAAUUAUUUCCUGUGGACCAAUUUGUCAAUGGGGCAAGCUUCUUAGAGCAACUGGAAGGGGGUGGGAAUUCACUCUGAAAAGGACCUGAGAACGGACAGGUACAGUAAGUGUAGUGUAUAUUACUGAACGAAAGGUUUGUUCAGCUCUUCUAGUUCUGUGCUUGACCAGGGCCUAUAUUCUCCAGCAUAUGAAAGCCCUUGCUCUGAGCCUGUCAACUUUGGGGGGCAGCCCCACUUCAUCACAUUCUUCCUUCUCAGGUCUCCCCAGAUGAACGGAUCUCCUCUCUCAAACGCUUGGUCUCCGAGAAGUUGAAUGUCCCAGUAUCCCAGCAGCGCCUGCUUUUCAAAGGCAAAGCUUUGGCAGGUGGGUGCUGAUGGCGGUUUGGUGUGACUGUGUUGCUGGGCCUCUAUGUUAGAGUAUGGCAAGGCCAGUCCUAUCAUUAGGUAGAAUAGCUGCCAGGUGAAAUCGUUCCUCUUCAACCAGGCCUUUGGGUAAUUGACAUCUGAUACCCUUUUAAAAGGGAUGCGGUUGGCGCUAUGGGUAAAACCUCAGCGCCUAGGACUUGCCGAUCGUCAGGUCGGCGGUUCGAAUCCCCGCGGCGGGGUGCGCUCCCGUUGCUCGGUCCCAGCGCCUGCCAACCUAGCAGUUCGAAAGCACCCCCGGGUGCAAGUAGAUAAAUAGGGACCGCUUACUAGCGGGAAGGUAAAUGGCGUUCCGUGUGCUGCGCUGGCUCGCCAGAUGCAGCUUGUCACGCUGGCCACGUGACCCGGAAGUGUCUUCGGACAGCGCUGGCCCCCGGCCUCUUGAGUGAGAUAGGCGCACAACCCUAGAGUCUGUCAAGACUGGCCCGUACGGGCAGGGGUACCUUUACCUUUACCCUUUUAAAAGUGUGGUGGAAGAGGGGUGUUAUUGGUUUGUUUUUCUUCUUAUUUUUAUUAUAUAUUUUGUGUUUUUUAUAUUGCAAUUUAAUCUUGUGGGAUCUGCAGAUGAAGGGCGGUAUACAAGCUUAAUAAAUAGUAAUAAUAAAACGAAGCAGCUGUCUCAGGCGGCAGAGUUUAUUGAAAGGGUAGUAAGAAGUUUAUUUAUUAUUAUUGUAUUUUACUCUCAGAGUGAGGUGUUUGUGGGAUUUCCUGUCUUGGACCAGACCUGACUGUGUGUGAGGGAAGGAGGGCAUCUUUGGAUAGGAAUCAGUGGGAUUGGUUUUGGGGUGUGUAAGUGGGGUUGUAAAUGACCUGUAUGUAUAUGUAAGAGAUUUGCAUUGAUAGAGGAAAUGCAAUGUUUGAAAUUCAAGAAAGCUUUUAUCUGUACUGAAAGUAUAUUUUCUUAUGCUUGCAACCUUUCUAAAAAAAUUGCUACCUACAAAUGGAGCUUGAUGACUUCCUUUCAUUUCCCUAAUUUCUUCCCGAAGCAUCCCAGCUAUAGCUCUGAUUUGUGCUGUUUUUUGUCUAAGCCUUUUCAAAUCUCAUUUGCCCUUAUUUCAUUUUGAGACUCAUGGCAGUGAGAUUUGUGACAUGUUUCAUAGAAAAGAAUAGUCUCUUAAGAUUUGCCAAUAUGCCCGCAAAAAACCCUGCUGUGGGGACUGGAUGUUCUGUGACAAUAUGAAAUAACCUGGUUUUCAUAAGCCAAAACACAGAUUUAUUUUGCAGCAGAUAUUAAGAAUGUAUAAUCUUUGCCUUUAUGGGGGGCAUAUAUUUUCUGCUGUGAGCUCACAGCAAAUGUUGUUUUGACUUUUAAUGCAAAUGGAGAUGUGACUAGCUAGGAUUGUUGGAAAUUUAGCACUCAAGAUGAACAACUCCCAUAAUAAUAAUAAUGAUAUUAAUUCAUUGCAUACCCUGCUCAUCUAACUGGGUUUCCCCAUCCAUUCUGGGCAGCUUCCAGCAUAAUAACAGCACAGCAAAAACACCAGACAAUAAAAACUUCCUGAUACAGGGCUGCCUUCAGAUGUCUUCAGAAAGUUGUGUAGUAGCUUACCUGUUUGACAUCUGAUGGAAGGGCCUUCCACAGGUGGGUGCCACUACCAAGAAGGCCCUGUACCUAGUUCCCUGUAACUUCACUUCUCGCAGCGGGGGACACACACUCCUGAUCAUUGGCUAUGCCUGCCUGGGGCUGUUGGGAGUUGUAGUUCAGCAGCAGGGAUACCAACUUGAAUAAAAUAUUGGGGUGGAGGGAGCUAAGCCCCACCCCACAUAAUUGAUCACAUAACACAACACACACACACACCCCAUUUGAAUGACAAUGCCCAUGAACUUUGUGGGGGCGCCAGGCCCCUCAAAUAUUUUAUAGAGGGAGCUGAAGGAACCUCGGCCCCUAAAAGUUGGCUCCUACAUACAGCAGCAUCAGGAAAACCAGAGGUUCGUCACACCUGCACUAGCUGGAUGCUUUGCCCUUUAGUUUUCUGUAGUAAAUUGUAUCCUUCCAGUCCGUGCAAAGCUAUGGCUGGUGUGAGACCAAAACUUUGUGGCCCUGUGGAAGUUCUGGUUGCCAGAGUGAGGCCUCUUGCUGGCUGGCACCUGGCCUUUCAGCAGCUUGUGCUUCCUUCCCAGAUGAACACCGUCUCUCUGAUUACUCUAUUGGACCCGAGUCAAAACUGAACCUUGUGAUCAAGCCGCCAGAGAAGGCAUCGCCUGAGGAACCUGGCCGCAGAGCUGCACCCCCGCAGAACCCUGUCAUCUGGCACACACUGGCCCAAGUCCUAGGCAGGCAUUUCAGCGUAGCUGAUGCUGAGAAGGUGUUGGAGCAAUUGCAAAAGGUAACUUUCUAACAGGAGUGCCAGGGCUGUCUUAAGCAUAUCCGGCGCCGUGGUGCAAAGCUCCCUCUGGUGCCCCCCCCCCCCGGUUUCCCAGAGUUUUUUAGGGAGGACGGUGCUGCCGGCGGGACUGGAGGAGGCGGGCAGUGUCUGGAGGGUGGCUCCGACGGGGAAGAGGUGGAGGCUGGGUGUGAUGCUUCUUGGCUCAGCUGGCCGCUUUGUGCGGUGGCCACCGCAGAUGGAGGCUCCGGAGGCGGGGCAUGGCGGAGGCGGGCAAGGGCGUUGAGCUGAUGCCGGGAGGUGCCGCAUCCAGCCUCCACCUCUUCCCUGGCGCCCUCCAGAACUUGGCAUCCUGUGCCAAUGGCCUCUAUGGGUAAGACACCCCUGAGGAGUGUAGGUGGGAAUCCCCUCAGGUUUGGCUUAUUGGUUCCUGUGACCCUUGUGCAGCCUGAUCCUAAGUGCCUUUCCUUGGAAGUAAUUCCUACUGAGUUCAGUAAGGUGCGGUCCUAACUAUGUGCCAUGGAGGGGGGCGGGAAUCUCAUUAAACUCAGUGGGCUUACACCCAGGCAAGUGGGGUUAGGAUUGCAGCCUUGAUCUUGACUGAGUGUGCUUGUGUUUGCAGUUUCAGCCUGCAAAACAUUAUUGCUGUCUUUAUUUUAUUCAGGCUGCAGUUCUGUACCCAGUUAUCUGGGAGUAAGUCGCAUUAAACUCAGUGGGAUUUACUUCUGAGAAGACAUAUAUAAGCUGUUGUACUGCCAGUGUCCCAACAGCUCCUUGGGAAUAACCUGCUUUUAUUUGAUGGCAGCGGGAGCUGAGAAUGAGCCAGGCAUCUGAUUCAUUCACACACAUGCAUCAAGUGUGUAUGAAUCAGACUCCAAUGACUUGCCCAAGAUCACCCAAUAAGCAGGAUUUUUAACUUUUGUCUCCCACAUCAAAAUCUGUCACUGUAUUUUAAAAGAUUGCAUUGGCUAACCUCCUGCAAAUCUACACACACAGCAGUUUCUCAUUGGGACCCUUUUAACUACAAAAUGUCUGACUAUCUGGCAGGUGUGCUUCUGAACGCUGUGUUCAAUUCUCUCUUUCUCUCUCCUCUCCCCCUCCCCCCAUCCCAGGAUUAUGAGCGGAGCCUUCGAUUACUGAGCUUGGAUGACAUUGAGCGCUUGGCCACACGCUUGCUUCACCCUGAGGUGGCUGAAGCUGUAGAAAUGGGCUUUCUGGAUUAGCUGGUGAACUUGGGGACUGAGCCUGCCUUUUUGGACAGAGAGCCCCUGGGCAGGGCCCAGCUUGGGGCUUAAUGGGAGCGAUCCCUCUGGACUGCUGUUAAAGGGGCACAGAGCAUCUGUAGCCACUCCCCGUCCAUUAAAGGUGGUGAUGGGUGAGACUGAUCUACUCUGUCUAGUGUGUUCGUCCGAAGUGGGGGAAUGACUCUUGGGGAAAGAUUGCUUGCCCAGUACUGAGAGAUGCAGCUGCCAUUGGGGUUGGGUGCUGCUGUGUUUAAUAAUAUGGGGGGUUUCUUUUUCAUCACCUAAGCCUGGUUGCAUCUAAUAGAUUCAUAUUUAUUGUUGUAUCCAAAGGCCAUCCUAAAAAUAAAGUUUACCAAAAUUUUCAGAUGGAAAAUCAAAUCUGAAUAACCCAAAUUUAAAAUACAAGUUUUGAAAACCUU